Molecule: messenger RNA, 2531 nt
Organism: Notolabrus celidotus (New Zealand spotty)
Lineage: Eukaryota; Metazoa; Chordata; Actinopteri; Labriformes; Labridae
Gene: cpb2
Product: carboxypeptidase B2 (plasma)
Exons: 13
Coding region: 299-1594 (431 amino acids)
Biological process (GO): proteolysis; fibrinolysis
Molecular function (GO): metallocarboxypeptidase activity; zinc ion binding
Source: RefSeq, a predicted model, not a curated record
UGUAGCCGUUAACAUACCCUUACAAUGAUGAUUACUGCAUGAAACAUGCAGUUGUAUGACCUAUCUGUGAGUUAAUACACUUAUUAAGAAGUGUGUUGAAUCUCACCUCGUUAAUUCACACAAACAGAGCACCAGCUGAUCGUGCGCCGACAUCUUGACAACAGUGUACACAUACUUCCUGUUUUUGAAGUUCCUCCUCUGUGUUCGUUGUAUUCACACAGCGCCACCCAGUGGCGAGGAGCCAUGAUUGCUGAUCUCUGCCCUAGUCUUUCAACAAAAAGUUUUGGAUCCCGCCAUCAUGAAAACACUUUUGAUCCUGUUUGUUUUGCUUCAUUUGGAUCGACUCCUGAAGACGGGAUUGUGCACAGAAACACAUGAUCAAAUUCUCUCAGUCACCCCAAAAACACCUGAGCAAGUCGACGUCUUGAAGAAUGUGUCCUCUCAAGAUGAGACCGCUUUAUGGCAGCCAGCCUCACCUCAGUUCAUCAAAGAAGAAACCGAGGUCCACCUGUUUGUUCCUGCAACCAGCUUACAGACUGUGACGGAUCUGCUGCAGAGACAUGCUAUGACACAUGAGGUGUUACUGGCCAACACCAAUGAGUUGAUUGAAAUGCAGACGAGGAACGACUCCACCGACCCACGAAGCAGCUCGACUUUCUACGAGAGGUAUCAUAGUCUGGAGGAUAUCUAUUAUUGGAUAAACAGGACCACGCAGGAGAAUCCAACUACAGUCAGCACUGUUUUUAUUGGCUCAUCGAGUGAGAAGCGACCUCUCUAUGCUCUAAAGUUGUCUUUUAAUAACAGACCAAAUAAAAAAGCCAUGUGGCUGGACUGUGGGAUUCAUGCCAGAGAGUGGAUCUCUCCUGCUUUCUGCUUAUGGUUUGUGCAGCAUGCUCUGUCAUCUUACAAUAUAAACAGUGACAUCACUGAAAUCCUGGACAACAUGGACGUCUACAUCCUGCCUGUGUUGAACCCUGAUGGGUACCAGUACACCUGGACCACAAACAGGAUGUGGAGGAAGAACCGGUCCGUCUCCAGGAGCAGCAACUGCAUCGGAGUGGACCUCAACAGGAACUUUGAUGCCAACUGGUGCACUGAAGGAGCCUCCCCUGAGCCCUGCACUGAGAUCUACUGCGGCGCCUUCCCUGAGUCCGAACCAGAGUCGCAGGCCGUGGCUGACUUCCUGCGCAGCCACAAGGACACGGUCCAGCUCUACAUCAGCAUCCACUCCUACUCACAGAUGCUGCUCUUCCCGUACUCCUGCACCACAGAGGAAGCGGAGAACCACAACGACCUGCUUGAGAUGGUGCAAGAAGCAGCCCAGAAAAUCCGGAGGUACUACAGGAACACGUACAAAUACGGGUCAGGAGCAAAGACAAUAUACCUUGCUCCUGGUGGUUCAGACGACUGGGCUUACAACCUCGGCAUCAAAUACUCCUUCACGUUUGAGCUCCAGGACCGUGGACGCUAUGGCUUCCUCCUGCCUCCGUCUUUCAUACCCAAGGCCUGUAAUGAAGGCCUGACCGCUGUGAAGACCAUCGCUCUGAAGGUUAUCGAGAAAACACAGGCUCUGACAAGUCCUCCUACACUUUAAUAAGCAGUCACACCUGCAGAUGAGGCCGAUUGGAGCAAGUUUUCAUUUGUUUUUGUGAAGGAAACUUGUAGAAAUGUAUCCGUGUUCUUCAAACACCACAGGUACCAUGUGCAUUUAGAUGUUUUAUUUGUCUAUUGCGAUUUCAAGACCAGAGAAGCACAAGUCUGAUCACUAUUACACCUCAGCUGUGUUUGCAAUUGGACUCUAAAUUCAUUUUGUUGCACACCUCCUGGUAAAUUAAAGGGUUUUGAAGUGGGAUUUGUGAGUCCAUGAUUGUUCAGCUAAUAUUCUGUGAUGACUUUCUAUCCAACAGAAAUAUUAGCUGCUCAGACCUAAACUGCUUUUUGAACCAGGCUUUAAACAUGUUUAUUUCUGCUGUAAAGAUCAUCUUCUUACAGCAGUGUGUAUGUGGUUUCCGGUGUUUCUGCAGCAUGCCUCAAGUGGACGCUCGAUUAACUGCAGUUUGUAGCACUUCCACAUGGGCUUCAUAUUUUUUAGAACAGAGGUUGCCACUUGCUCCAGACCAAAGGUUGCUGCUUCCUGUGCGCACAUAUUUCGAGCAACCCCCACACAGGUCUGUGCCAAACGGCAACCUCUGCUCUCAAAAUAUGAAGCCUAUGUGGAAGUGUUAUAAACUUCAGUUCAUUGAGCAUCCACUUGAGGCUGGCUGCAGAAACACAGGAAUCCACAUACACACCCAUUGAUUUUUAGGAGCUUCCAGAGAGUGGAAGAACUGCCCAAUAAUGUAAACAUCGCUCAACAUACAGGUUCAUAUUGUCAGAUGUAAUACUGGAUUUGCAGAAUAACACUUUCUGGGACUGAGGCACUUCAAACAAUUAUAUAUUUUUACUUUAGUAGUCCAUAAUGUACCUGUGAAUAAACCCGGUCCAUGUCUCUGCAUCAUUAAACUCUACAAUAAAACAGAGUUACAUAUUUA